AUUAAACUGGCGGAAAAUGGAGUUAGCUAUUAUUCAUUUUUAGAUAUCUUAUUGGACAGUUCCGUUGGUUGGUGUAAUAAUUUAACUGGUUAAUAUUGAAUUGUUAUUCCUAUAAAUUUUCAGUUUAUAAAACAGUCGUCAUAGGUAGAAUGACACUUGUAUGAAAUUACUGACGGCGGAAACAAAAUAUUGGAUGAACAAUUCAGAAGUUGAUGUAAAGACUGACAACGUUAUCAGGAUUGUACAGAAAUGACUAGCUUUUUGGACGUAUACCUUUUGGUGGUGGCCUUGGCGUUGCUUCUGAUGGAGGCUCCGGCCCUUGCACGUCGCUCAUCCUUUCAUCACAUGCUUGGUAGGAAAAGAUCAAGUCCCUGGUCGGCGUCUCCAUCAUCCGGCCUCUCAAUGACCAGGACGCCCGAUAAACGAUUCGGACAUGUAUUUGGAAAACGAGCAGGUUUAGGGCAGUCUAUGGAUUUUUAUGAUGAUAUAGGCGAUGACAUGUCCGAAGAAAGCGAUGAACCGGAUUAUAGUUCCUUUUCACCCGAUGACGUAAAAGUGCUUCGAGAAAUUUACGGUCUAAAAGACAGAAAUGAUCUACCAACAAUGUCGGAAAGCUCAUUAAGUCCGAAAUUUUGGAGACGAGGAGAACCUUUGUCCAACGGAUUGGACGACCCUAUGACACCACCUCAACUGUCAGUAAAAGAUAACGAAUUGGUUGAUAUUGCGCCAUACGGAAAUGAUGUCAACCCGUAUGGCACAGACGACUCUGAAGAAACCGCAUAUAUUGCAUACCAGGAACCCUUUGAACAAAAUGAAAGACUUCUGUCGAAGGAAAACGAAAAGGCAGCGCUGAUUGGCUAUCUACUAUCACGUGUCCAUGGACGAAGACGAUGAUAUCUUUAGAACUCGACCCAAGUUCUAAAAAAUAAACAUUAUCUGCUGAAGUGAUUUGCACAGCGGAAAAUAUAUAAAUCAAUUGUCACUUCUAAAGAAAACUAUUCUUAAAAAACAUUAUUAUGCAUAUGAACAAGUUGAGAAUAAUGUGUGACGUCAUUUAAACGACUUCACGUACUGUAUUUACGUGCUUGUCACUUGACCAACUUGUAACUUAUGACGAAUAAAACCUAUUAACUUAACUCUGGAUAUGAAUAAAAAACUGGAUAGUUGAA
Mya arenaria is the source of this 1169-nucleotide messenger RNA. RefSeq lists its product as uncharacterized. The record is from RefSeq and is a predicted model, not a curated record. The transcript has 3 exons. NCBI's taxonomy places the organism in Eukaryota, Metazoa, Mollusca, Bivalvia, Myida, Myidae. The coding region runs from base 250 to 894 and encodes 214 amino acids.